This is a messenger RNA of Pyrenophora tritici-repentis Pt-1C-BFP, 3513 nucleotides long. RefSeq lists its product as uncharacterized. NCBI's taxonomy places the organism in Eukaryota, Fungi, Ascomycota, Dothideomycetes, Pleosporales, Pleosporaceae. The record is from RefSeq and is a predicted model, not a curated record.
AUGACGUGCCACGAGCUCUCUCGCUCCCUCGGCGAGCGCAUUGCAGACCAAGGCCGCAUCCACCCUGAACCCUCGUUCUUUCUGUGCACACCGUCGCGGAGAGAGUUGGAAGCCGAAAAGAAGCGCGCGCUGAGGAUGCUGUUGUUGCAUCAGAAGGGGAGCGUGAAAGUGGGAGAGGUAGUGAGGUACACCCUUACAUACACACCCUCCGAAGACCGAAUAUUACCGCCACCCUCUUUCCUCCAUGUUCGCAUACGGAACUCAUCCGCCAUUCCUCUACGCGCCGCAUACCUUCACGGACCCUACACAAUCCACGUAUCCGCCUAUCCCUCCACCUUCCACCCAAACAAAAAGGAUGACGACUCGAAAAUCUACGGCGAGCCUGACUUCGAGCCAAAUGUCAAGGCCGGUGGCUACUGGAACACCAAAUUGACGGUGCCGGAGCAUACUAGGAAUGAAGAAAGAGAAGAUGACGGGACGCCGAAGAGCGUAACAUGGAUUAUUGAGAUCGCCUCCCAGAUUAUCUUUUCCAACUCGGCAUCAGUCAGCUACGAACUGCUGGUGGCACGGGACGAGCGGUCAUUGGACUUGGGCUUUACUGCUGUAACCGGUAACAGUCAUGGGACGCCAGGAAAGGUUCAGGAUCAUCAACAGGGCAGCCAGAAGCACGCCUCCCAGCAUGGUGCCCAACCUAAAGGGGUCUACUCCAAGGCCGUCAAAUUGGUUGUGGAGGACACUACGAGCCUGUGGAAUAAGCCCGAGUUGCCAGAAUGGAAAGACGAGGAGCACGACGACAAGCAUAAAUCUAAGAGCGAGCAUGCACAAGAUGAGGAACCACGCAAGAAGAAGAACAUCCACCUGGUAAUAGUGACACAUGGGCUGCACAGUAAUCUCGGUGCGGAUAUGCUAUACCUGAAAGAAAGCAUAGAUGCAACCGCAAGGCAAGCGCGGGAAGAUCGGCGGAGACGGCGCAGAGAAGAGAAGGGAGCAAAGAAGAACGAGACUAAAAAUGAUACAUCGACUGCACCCCUAUCAGGCGGUCAGGAUGACAUCUCAGAUAGCGAAGAGGAUGACGACGAGGAAGACGUGAUCGUGCGUGGCUUCGAUGGCAACGUUAUACGCACCGAGCGCGGCAUUCAGUAUCUUGGGAAACGGCUCGCCAAGUACGUUUUGACUCUAACAUAUCCUGACCAACCAUUCCUGCCGACCAAAAAGACCAUGGGGCAAAAGCUGUCAAAUCCAUUCUCGCCCACAAAAGACAAGUACGACGAGGGGUUGCCUUCUCAUCACGGUAGCAGUGUGCACCAGACGCCUAUCGCAAAAAGAGACAAACGUGCAUACAAGUUUACCAGUAUCAGUUUCAUAGGCCAUUCACUCGGUGGCUUGGUACAGACAUAUGCCAUUGCUUAUAUCUAUAAGCAUUCACCCCACUUCUUCGACACGAUCAAGCCCAUCAACUUCAUCGCCAUGGCGACUCCAUUCUUGGGGUUGAGUAAUGAGAACCCAACCUAUGUCAAGUUUGCAUUAGAUUUUGGACUAGUUGGCAGAACGGGACAGGAUUUGGGUUUGACCUGGAGGGCACCGACAUUGGCAAGAAGUGGCUGGACGGCCAUGGGUAAUGUGUUCAGCAAUCAGACUCAGAAUCGAGACGCGGAAGAUCCUGGUGCAAAACCCUUGUUACGCAUCCUUCCUACUGGCCCAGCCCAUAGGGUUCUACGCAUGUUCCGCAACCGCACGAUCUACUCAAAUGUAGUCAACGACGGCAUAGUACCACUGCGGACGAGUUGCCUUUUGUUCUUGGAUUGGAGAGGGCUGGGCCGGGUCCAGAAGGCGCGUAGGGAGAAUGGUCUCAUUGGGACAGUGGCUGUGUGGGGCUACGGGCAACUGACGGGUCAAAACUCCUCGCCAAACCCAUCCAGGGUUGGCUUCUCCGACGAUGACAGUUCCGGCGUCGAAUCGCCCACGUACGCUGGUGACGGUACCGCUGUACCGUUGCCAGGCGAGGAUGUCACCAACCAGGAAGAUGAGACGCAGACUUCCGCGAUCGAUCCAGCAACCCAUGAAGUCAUUGAAGGGCAGAAGAAGAGUCCUACACCGAAGGACCAGGAUGAUCAGUACUUCCAGCCUCAAAAUACCCUCAUGCAGCUCUGGAGCUAUAUCAGACCAACGGGAAAGCAUACCGCGAAGGACAAGAAGAUGUUCACACGUAGUCAGACCAUCUACAAGGACGAUGAAGACGAUUUGAGUUCGCCCGAAGCGGAAAGUUCAGGAUCAUCACAUUCCACACAACGGAGGAAGAGACCCCAAGCCACUCGUGGUGAUUCGAUUGUCGGUAACCCCAACAAUCACAGGGCACCCCCUAAAACGACAAUCUUCGAGUCCGCUGGCGAUUUGAUCAACCCACCUGUUCCUCCAAAGUCUUGGAUCAACGACCCUUCCACCCGUGCACGCGCCAUUUUCCAUGACAGGAUCUACCAUCCUGAAGAUAUCCCACCUCCGCCUACUAAGAAGAAGCCCACACGCAACUUAUCGGCGGAUAGCGCUUCCUCGCAGACAUCGACAACAAGCAUCGACGAGAGUGUUAUGCGCGUAGAAGAGCGAAUCGCUCGUGCCUACCACAAGGAUCUUUCGUGGCGCAAGGUUUUGGUGAGCCUGGAGCCUGACGCGCAUAACAACAUGAUAGUACGCCGCAUGUUUGCUAAUGCUUAUGGCUGGCCUGUCGUCAAGCACCUCUGUGAUACGCACUUUGCGGAUACAUACUCAGCCGGGACACGCGAUGAGGAUGAACCCGCCCUCGACCGCGCGGAACCCAUGGAUAAACCUGUCAGUGUGAAUGGCGAACGUGUCAAGGGACAGGAGAAUGUACAGCCGCCUAUUGAGCGCACUGAGAGCGAAAUGAGGGAGGUAGCCGACGAGCUAGCUCCACUGAAGCCGCCUCAUAUCAAGAUUCCAAAGCGAACGAAUACGACAGAGUCGAUCCGCAGCGCAUCAUCUGCCGACUGGGACAGCAUCUAUUUCAACGAGAGUAGCGACGACGACGACGAAUUCGACGACCGAAAUGCUGUCCAGCGCUUCUUCCAGCCCAAUAACCCGAGGGGCCAACCAAGUCCCACACUGAGUGGACCCAAGUCACCAGAGGCACAAGGCACCAGUGAUGCAGAUAUCUCCGACUUUCUCCGUGGACCCAACCGUGUCGAAUACCGUCGGGGUCUCGGCGCAGGUCCAAGCAGCAGCAGUAGCAGUAGCAACAAGCCCACGAAGUUGACCCGCGAACCGGAGCCUAUUGAGUCUACUGGCGAGAUGCCAACUUUGCUUGAGGAGGGUACGCUUUCAGACAGCCCGCCUGAGGUACCAGGUGGUAGGAUCAGUGGCGUGGGGUUAAGGAAUUCGAUUGAUAUUCCUGCGUCGCCCGACGGCACCAAGACAAGGAGUCUAAGUGGCGGUGUUGUUGAGCAGGUUGUUAGAUUGAGUAGUAGUCCGAAGACCGACAAGUCUGGUACAGGCGGCUCUUAG